UAUUCACUUCUCUUCUUCACUUUUCCGUGUCUGCAGGUUCCUAUCUACAAGACUGAUGUGAAGCUGAUUGUGGUUCCCACCACCGUCUACGAUACUAUCUACGACACCCAAUACAAUGUCAUCACCAAGCUUCUCUACACAACUCUCUACGACAACUACAUAGAGUACGACUCCUCGGUGGCAGUUGGGACACGUUACGUUAGUGUGACGGACGUUCAACCGGUGCCAGCUGUGACCACCGUCACCAACAUCAAGCUGCAGGUGGUGCCCUCAGUGGUCACCAACAUCAAGGGGGUGACGGUAGGCUCAGCCAAGGUACUUACCGACACCGCCUACUUCACCAAGACCAUCACCAAGCAGUCUGUCUACACUGCCACUCAGAAAGUGCCCUUCCCCAUCAUCACCACGCAGUACAAAGUCGUCACGGAGACGAAGAUUGUUGCUGACACAGUCACCGUAACAGCUCCCUUAAAGAAGGCACCUCCAGUGAUCUCCACCAUCGAAAACACUGAAGUGCAUUAUAACCCAGUUAUUCUCACUACCACUUUAUUCACCACCAUCUACGCCACAGUGGUGAAGCAGCAGCCUGUACCAUUUACCGUGGUGACGUCUGUUUGCAGUGGCGGCGAAGUCCCGGCAGUAGCAAGUGAUGUCAGUCCCUUGGCAGUAAGAAGCAACCUCGAUGUAGGGGCAGCAGGAAUAGGUGGGGAAAUCGGAGGAGCAGGAAUUGGUAUAGGAACUGGAGAAGUAGGAAUUGGAGGAAUAGGAAUUGGUGCGGGAAUCGGAGCAGGAACUGGAUUGGGAGUUGGUGGAACUGACAUCAAAGAAAUCCCUCUAUUUUCUUCUCAAGGAGCCGUUUCCGGUAAUAGUUAUGCGUCAUACGAUAAUUAAAAACAAAUAUUAAAAAAAAAUGUCUCCAAGUUAACUUGAGAAGUCAGGCUGCAAGAGUAUGGAAUAUGUCUUGCUAUUAGCGAACGGAGGAUCAGGCCUCAACCGCUCAAUGCACUGAAUGACCCACAAGGUGCCUUAAUAAAACAACCAGUGCUACUGUGUUCCCAUAAUGGAGAAUGUUCUGCAGCAGCCAUAACGUACUGUGAUUUUAUAGAAGUAAGACAAAGCACUCACGACGUGUACUCAGGUUAUUUGUACCAGAUUAUGACGUGUGAACAAACAUUUAAGGUAUUUCAUUAUCGAUGUUUCGGUCCUGGUAGCUUGUUGACACGUAAUAUGAGUUAACACCAAACAUAAGCUCAUUUAUACACUGUAUAGGCAAGGGUAUAUGUGAGGUAAGCUGAGAUUACCUUAUGAAGUUCAAUGAAGAGAAAUUUCAUCUACUCAGAUAUGGAAAACUUGAGGAAAUUAAAACUUUAUCAUGAUAUAUAACAAAUUCUAACCACACAGUAGAGCGAGAAACUAAUGUGAAGGACCUGGGAGUGAUAAUGUCAGAGGAUCUCAUUUUCAAAGACCACAACGAUGUAUCUACCACAUCUGCUAAAAAAAAAUUGAUAGGAUAGAUAAUGAGAACUUUCAAAACUAGGGACGCCAAGCCCAUGAUGAUUCUCUUCAGAUCGCUUGUCCUCUCUGGGUUGGAAUACUGCUGUAUACUAGCUGACCCUUUCAAGGUAGGCAAAAUUUCUGACCUGAAGAAUGUACAGAUGACUUUCACGGCACACAAGUACGAUAAAACACCUAAAUUACUGGGAACGGUUGAGGUCCUUUGAUUUAUAUUCCCUGGAAUGCAGGCGAGAAAGAUGCAUGAUAAUAUACACUUGGAAAAUCCUAGAGGGAUUAGUACCAAACUUGCACACGAAAAUAACUCCCUAUGAAAGCAAAAGACUGGGCAGGAGAUGCAGCAUUCCCCAGUGAAAAGCAGGGGCGACACUGAGAGACAACACAACAAGUUUCAGGGGCCCAAGACUUUUCAACUGCCUCCCAACAUACAUAAAGGGGAUUACCAAUAGACCUUGGGCUGUCUUCAAGAAGGCGCUGACACCGUCGGUUUAUGUGCGGCCAGCAUUAACAACCAGGUUGAUCAGACCCUGAUCCACAACGAGGCCUAGUCUCAGACCGGGCCUCAGGGGCGUUGAUCCCCAAAACUCUCUCCAGGUAUACUCCAGGUGGUCAUGUUCGUGAAGCAUGCGUGUCAACAUGGCAGAUGUGUUAUAACCAUCAGGGAUGCUUCAGAACACCGGGGUCUCCAUAAAUCCAACUCUCUGAUAAUCACUUUGGCUUCGUUCCAUUUCAUUAAAUGCCUCUCACAGUAUCUAUACAUCAUGUAUCCCUUACUUUGCUCAUCUCUGCUACACGUAUAAUUAUAUACUUUUAUCUUAAUCGACCUAUGCCAGUCUCCUUCACGUACUUAUAUUGUCUCCACGGAACAAUGUAAACACCAGCAGUGAAGUCGUCAUGCACAGUCACUAAGAAACAUCUCAUGAAAUGGAAUGAAGCUCAUCUGGUCAUCAAGAGCCUGAUUUAAGGAGACGCCAGUGUUCAGAAGCAUUCCUGAUACUGGUAACUAAUAUGGAAGUGCAGAAAGCAGGACUCUAACAUAAUCGGCCAGAAAUUUCUUGACCACGUUUCGCCCUGCUUACCUUGGGACACAGCCAUCAGGUGACCUCACUACAGUCGGCUCACCUGACCCUCACUAUACAUCAGCUUAACUCACACGUACCUUUACCCAUAUAAACUUAUGUUUCUCAUUCUUUAUGUAUAUUUGGAACGCACCGAAGCGUAUGUAUAAAAUAUGCCUUAAAUCUUUGCUCUCAUGACUCUCCACAACUUACCAGUCACCAGUGUACCAGGUUACUUGUACACUGAACUUGUACACCAAGGUUACUUGUACACUGAACUUGUACACCAAGGUUACUUGUACACUGAACUUGUACACCAAGGUUACUUGCACACUGGACUAGUACACCAAGGUUACUUGCACACUGGACUAGUACACCAAGAUUUCUUGUACGCUGGACUUGUACAUCAAGUUAAGUGUACAAAUGACUUUUACACCAAAUGACUUGUGCAAAGUCACGUAUAAUAAGCGUAUUUUUAGUAAGCUUAAGGUUUGAUAGUCCCGUAAAUAUUGUCUGUUGUUACAUUAUAUUGUUAUGUUGAUAAAUUUUUGUCAAAUUUAAUUUGAUUUAUUAACAACAAUGAAAGCCUAUAAGGAUAAAGGAUAUUUAGAGAAAUAUUACAAAAAGUCUUUGAGUAAAGUACGGAAAGAUUAUUUCAGAAUUAUUGAAACUAAUGAGGAAAAUAUUAAACGAUAUACCAAAAAUAUUACAUAGGUUUUGAAAAUUGAAUAACGAUAUUAAAAUGAGGAUUAACAUAACUGGACAAUGAAUAUUUAAAAUAAAAGGAAGUAGGUUUCUCUUUAAUUAAAUAUAGACAGUGAAGGAAUUAGAAAGAUUAUAUUAUGAAGCGACAACGAAUAUACGGAGAGAGUAGAAACACAUGGUGAGAGAGAGAGAGAGAGAGAGAGAGAGAGAGAGAGAGAGAGAAUAAACGAACGGAAUCAGUGAGACUAAUACUGUUUGGUGGGAUUAUUUUAGUAUUAUAAGCAUGAGGAAGUCCUAAGCCCGUAGGGGUCACACAGCAUCUGGAGAAUACACAAAUUCUAAAUAUGG
Messenger RNA from Cherax quadricarinatus, 3623 nucleotides. NCBI's taxonomy places the organism in Eukaryota, Metazoa, Arthropoda, Malacostraca, Decapoda, Parastacidae. The record is from RefSeq and is a predicted model, not a curated record.